AUGCCUUCUCUUGCAGAGUCUCUCCUCUUCGUCGGCUUCCUGUUGGGCUUCAGCAAUGCAUUUGAUAUGGGAUUAUCCACAAAAUGCGUGUCCAUUCCUACAGAAUUUGGCUUGUGCUAUGACACCACGUACUCGGAGAUGAGGCUCCCCAAUCUCAUGGGGCACACCAGCAUGGAGGGCGAGGUCCUGCCCCGGGCAGCCGAGUGGGAGAGCCUUGUCCAGACUGGAUGUCACGCCGAUGCCAGGACCUUCAUCUGCUCCGUUUUCGCCCCAGUCUGCAUGGAUACGUUUAUCCAGCCCUGCCGCAGCAUGUGUGUCGCCGUGAGAGACAGCUGUGCCCCGGUGCUCGCCUGCCGUGGCCAGUCGUGGCCGGAGAGUUUAGACUGUGAUCGCUUCCCACGGGGUGAGGACAUGUGCCUGGCCCCACUCAGCAAGGACUACAUCUACAUGUACAAAGAAAUACCACAACCAGUUUGCCAAACCUGCCCAGCUAUUGAAGAGUCUGUGUUAACCAAGUCAGUACUGGAUGCAUUCUGUGACAACAGCUUUGCCGUGAAAGUUAAGUUGUCAAAAAGGAUGGCAUCUUCUGGGUUCUAUCAAUAUGAGACAGACGGUCACAUUGAAUUUAUUAACCAAGGACAUCUCCUUCCAUAUGACACCCGUAAUAUGAUUUCACGGUGGAUGCUUAUCAAUGAAAGAUGUUCAGAGGAGAUGGUUCCCAGCACUCGACCCGUGAUUUACGUCAUUGUGGGUGAGAUCCAGUUUGGCAAGGCUGUGGUGAACAGGAUUUUCCACUGGCAGAAGAAGGACUUUCAGCUGACCCAAGCUAUUAGAAAAUGGAGACACCAUAAAUGUUAAAAUAGUAAUCAUACUUCAAUUUGUAAAUAUUCAUGGCACUAUUUCUACCUGAACAAAGUGUAAAUAGCUAUAUAUAUAUAUACAAAUAUAUUAUAAAUGUAAAGACUUUUUAUCGUGGCUUCUUAGAGAUGGAUACAAGUGAAUCUUCUGCCACGCUGUAAAUGUAAAUAUACAAUUGUAGCAAGCAAUUAUGUGUGUGAACUGUGAAAUAAACACCACUAUAAAAUUA
Messenger RNA from Spea bombifrons (plains spadefoot toad), 1087 nucleotides. RefSeq names its product secreted frizzled-related protein 2-like. Bases 1 to 858 code for a protein of 285 amino acids. NCBI's taxonomy places the organism in Eukaryota, Metazoa, Chordata, Amphibia, Anura, Pelobatidae. Gene Ontology annotation, molecular function: Wnt-protein binding. Gene Ontology annotation, biological process: canonical Wnt signaling pathway; non-canonical Wnt signaling pathway; negative regulation of canonical Wnt signaling pathway. The transcript is spliced from 4 exons. The record is from RefSeq and is a predicted model, not a curated record.